This is a messenger RNA of Electrophorus electricus (electric eel), 10236 nucleotides long. RefSeq names its product proline-rich coiled-coil 2C (gene prrc2c). The record is from RefSeq and is a predicted model, not a curated record. Lineage: Eukaryota; Metazoa; Chordata; Actinopteri; Gymnotiformes; Gymnotidae. Gene Ontology annotation, biological process: cell differentiation.
UUGUGCGACAGGCCGCGGCGCGAGCGGGGGCCCCUCUCUGUCUCUCUCGACUUGAGAAGAUCUGUCUCACGCGAGACAACGGGAAAAUAACGAAUACCGCGAAUAACGGCGGUAGCGGGCCCGGUACCGCUUAGACUUUACAGGCCGUGUAACGAGAGAGAAGAGCGGCCGGACGAACCAGGAGUGCCGGGGGCCUUGUCUCUGGAGACGGCUGCGGGUCGCUGGCUGUUGAGCUAGCUAGCGUUAGCUCACAGGCUUUUGUAUCCACCGGCCACACACACACACACAGACAAACACACACACACCACGGCGAAGUGGGCCGGUAGAUACACACACGCUCGGACGGGCAAAGCCACAGUCUUUUGAGUCACAGAGACGGGACCGGCGGAGACAGGAGCCUGGUUCUGAGGAGUGAGGCCAGAGGACCAGACUCAAUGAGUUUCCAGCGAAAUGUCCGAGAAGUCAGGCCAAAGCACCAAGGCAAAGGAUGGCAAGACCAAGUAUGCAACCCUUAGCCUCUUCAACACAUACAAGGGCAAGUCUCUGGAGACCCAGAAAACUGCAGUUGCUGCCAGACAUGGGCUCCAGAGUUUGGGCAAAGUUGCGGCCAGUCGGCGUAUGCCACCUCCAGCCAACCUGCCCAGCUUGAAGGCUGAGAAUAAAGGCAACGACCCCAACGUGAGCAUCGUGCCCAAGGACGGCAGUGGCUGGGCCUCCAAGCAGGACCAACCCGGAGACGAGCGGCUGCAGGAGAGCCCUCCCACGCAGCCAAAGCCCGCUGCUCCUCUGGGAGCAGACCCCCCCCUUGGCGGCAGCAGCAGCCGCUCCUGGGCCAACAGCAAGCCUACUGCAGCCCUCGACGGAGCCCCACGGAUAAGCAGCCAGUUCCACCAGGAGUUUCCCAGUCUGCAGGCCUCAGGAGAGGUGGAGAAAUCGGGCGAGCAGCAGCAGCAGGAGGAGGAGCCGUAUGGACCAGGCCCCAGCCUCAGACCUCAGAAUGUGGGCAGCUGGCGUGAAGGUGGGGGUCGGAAUCUGAACGUGGCUCCCAGUCCCGUGGAGAUGGACAGCAAGACCCCAGAUGAGGCAGGGGUGGGGCGAGGCUCUCCCUCCCCCACUGACGACUCUGACGAGGCGGGGAAGCCCUCCGCUGGGGAGGGCAGGGAGAAGAGGGAUGCCAGAGAGAGGCUUCCUGCUCCCGCCCCCCAGCACAAACUCAACGGCGGACAGCAGCCUCUGGGGGGCGUACCCUCUCAGUUCCACACCCAGUUCAGAGGCAUGAUGCCACCUUAUAUGUUCCACGCAUAUCCUCGUAUGUCAUACGCACCUGUGCAAGGAAAUUUCAGGUACCCAGGCCAGCAAGACGGCUCAAAGGGUCCACGGGCCAGUGCGAGGCCUUCCCAGCCUCCCCCUCAGUCCUGGCUACAGGACCCAGACCGGCCUUCCAUUGUUAGCGCCUCUGAGCUCAAGGAGCUCGACAACUUGGACACGGAUGCCGACGAGGGUUGGGCUGGUGCCCAGAUGGAAGUUGACUACACAGAGAAGCUGAACUUCAGUGACGACGAGGAGAAUCACACAGCCAAGGAGAAAGGAGACUGGGAGUGGAUGAGCAAGGUUGACCGCAUGCGACCGCGGAAUGCCGACACCCAGGAGGCUUGGAAGGAGGCCGGAGAGGAGAGGAGUGAGGGCAAGAGUGCAUGGACAGACAGCAGAGACCCUAGAGCGCCCUCCCCAGGCAGCAUGACUCAGUACAGCAAAACUGGGCCAGCCCAAGACUACCAGGGUCAGACAGCCGGGCGACCCGUGGGGAGCGGAGGGGUCCGCAUGGCAAAGCAGCCUUCUGUGCCACCUGCCGCGGGCGAGGACGACGCCGAGGCCUGGCGGCAGAAACGGAAGAAGCAGUCAGAGCUUUCGGAGGCUGUAGAGCGCGCGCGGCGGCGGCGUGAAGAAGAAGAGCGCCGCAUGGAGGAGCAGAGGCUGGCAGCCUGCGCCGAGAAGCUCAAACGCCUCAACGAGAAGCUCCGGCCUGCUACGGAGACUGCCAAGCCCGCCACGCCCACUCACGAGUCAGAAGAUGCCGAAACAUUGCCCAACCCACCCGCUGAAACCCCACCCUCUCAGGCGCCUCCCCUGCCGCAGCCCCUCCCACCCUUGCCAGUGCCUUCCCCCCACAGCAUGCCUGAGCCAAGUGUGGAGGAGGAGCCACAGUUUGUUCCAAGGCAACCCAGUCCUCCUACCCACAGGACUGCUCCAGAGCUGCAGGGGGCUGAGGUGGAGGUUGUGGUGACUCAAGAGGUGCAGGUGGAGAGGCAAUCAGUGAGGGACUACUUUAGUACGGAAGAGUGUAGAGCGGAGGAGUCUCAGUUGACCCUCCCCCGCCUGGAUCACGCUGUCAGCGAGGACACCACCCACCCGCAGCUAGACAACGAGGGCGAGGCCGGCACGACCGCCCGGCCCGCCCUCACCUCCGGAUACUCCAAACAGUUCCAGAAAUCUCUGCCACCACGCUUCCUCAGGCAGCAGGAGCAGCUGAAGCAACAGCAGUGGCAACAGCAACAACAGCAGCAGCAGGGCAGUGGGGGCUCUGUGUCCCCUUCUGGGGCCUCAGUAGCCCCCCAGCACCGCUCCCUCUAUCAGCCUCUGGGCCCACACCAUCAGCACCUGGCCUCUAUGGGCUUCGACCCGCGCUGGCUGAUGAUGCAGUCCUACAUGGACCCGCGCAUGAUGUCCGGACGCCCGCCCAUGGAUAUGCCGCCCAUGCAUCCCGCAGGGCGGAUGCCUCCGAAGCAGUUGGUGCGCAGAGAGCCCACAGACAACAGCAGUUCUGGUUCCGACUCCUUUGACCACCUGACCCGGCCCAUCAGAGAGCAUGGGAUUCCCAGCGAGCCAAGAAUGGUGUGGGGUUCUGAGCCUUACUCCCAGACUGAGCCCUUACCUUCUGCUACGCCCCCUAAAUGUCGGGAGGACUGCAAAGAGCCAAGAUUGGAUGCAGGUCUGGAGCUGGAGAGAGGACUGUCAACUGUGUAUCCCCAGGAGCACGGCCCCCUGGAGCCCAGAGCGAAGAGCGACUUCUUCAGAGAAUCGUCUGAGCCUCUGUCUUCCUUCUCCCAUGUCUCAGAAGACAUGCCGGGCCUCCUGCAGACAGACCGGACCCCCGCCAUUUCUUCCUUUGAUCCCGAGCCAGCCGCGCUGUCCGCCGGGGAGGAGGUGGAGCCCCUUGGGCAGGCCGCCCUGAAGAGAACCAUCUCCCAAGGUUCAAGCCACUCCCUCAAACUGGAAGAGCCCCGGUUCGAAGGGGUCUCUCUAACCCAGAAGGUUCUUGAACUCGAUGACGCCAAAGAGAGGCCGGAGGACGUGCCCAGGAAGGAGCCCUUUGGCCAGGGAUCCACGAUCAGCAGCCGUGCCACCCCGCCCCCAGCUGUGGACAACGCACACAAAGCAGACAAGCUACUGCUGCCAGCAGCUAGCAAACAGAAGGGCGAGCUGCGCUGGGGUUCUCGUGGAUCGGGAGGGGGCCGGAGGGAUGGGUCCGGAGCGGAGAGGCCCUUGAGGAGGUCUGGGCCCAUAAAGAAGCCGGUACUUCGUGAUAUGAAGGAGGAGAGGGAGCAGAGGAGAGAGAAGGAGGAGCGGCACGAACGCGGUGAGCGCUCAAAAAAGGAGGGGCCAACCCACAAAAUCCCACCUACCGCAGCUGCUGCAGUGUCUGAGGGCCAGAAGCUGUCUGGCGAGGGGCAGAAAGAGCGUGUGGCUGAACCAGAGGAGGGGGUGGAGACAGUCGGUGGCAAAUCAAGAGAGCCACAGACGUCGGCUGGAUUGACCUCCACCAGCGGCCAGGAGGAAAAGGCAGGCAAGGCUCCAUCCAACGAGAAGCGGCUUGAACCCAAACUGCCGUCCCGGAAAGAGUCUGGCCUGCCGCCGAGGGCUUACAGGCGUGAGGAAAGGGAGAGAGAGAGGGACCGGGUGGCAGAACGGGAGUGUGACUGGCCAGUCGACGCUAGCUUCAAAGGCCGUGGCCGAGGAGAGUACUACUCACGAGGGCGGAGCUACCGGGGCAGCUACAGCGGGCGGGGCCGAGGUGGCCGAGGACGUAGCCGGACGGAGUACCCGUACCGAGAGCCGCGCUCGCGCACCGACAUGCUGAGUGGAGGCGGCGUGGCGGGCUUCCGCUGCCGUGAGGAGAGUGAGACGCGCAGCGAGAGCUCCGACUUCGAGGUGCUGCCCAAGCGCAGGCGCCGGAGGGGUUCGGACACGGACUCCGAGAGUGAGGGCAGGGAAUCAGCUAGUGACACAGGAGCUUCGGACCGUGAGCCCAGCACCAAGCCCAACAGAUCUCUGCGCCGCGAGCUGCCCGAGGCACGUGCCGCGGCGAAAGCCACAUCGGGGUUCGGGUCCACGCACCCACACGACAAACCCGGCCCUCGGGUGGAGGAGGAGGGGCGGCCCAAACCGGGAUUCUUGCCGAAAGGUGAGCCGACGCGCCGUGGCAGGGGAGGGGUGUAUAAUCGGAGAGGGGGAGGCAGAGAGCGGCCACCCCCAAGGUCCGCCCCCCUCCGGAGGGCCACGCCACGUGAGAGCCUCCCUUGGCCCUCAAAACCCAUGGAGACCUUCCGGCUGGAAGAAGCAGAGACGUCCCGGCAGGACGGUCCGCCUGGCGACCAGCGCCUGCCCAAGUACGAGACCAAGAAGUUAAGAGAAGGGGGGCAGGGCGGCAGGGAGCGGCCCCGAAGGCCCAGGCCGGCACGGCCGCCCAGGCAGGACAAACCGCCACGCUUCCGGCGCCUGAAGGAGCGGGAAGCGGCGGUCAUGGCAGGCGAGGCUCCGGCUGUGGCGACGGCACCUGCUGCCUCGGCUCCCGCUGCCGUUUCCCCCGCCCUAUCCAAGGCUCCAGGGACGCCAGUCACGCUACCCGAAGGCACAGCGGUCAACACCGCUCCUGUUGCCAUGGGGCCAGGCCCCGCACCUCCUGAACUCCCCACCUCAGAGGCAGCACUUCCCGAGGCAGCAACCACCAUGGUCGCUGCAGGCAGCAAGUCGCCCGACCUGUCCAACCAGAACUCAUCGGACCAGGCCAACGAGGAGUGGGAGACGGCCUCUGAGAGCAGCGACUUUAAUGAGCGUAGGGAGAGGGAGGAGAAGAAGGGGGUACUGGAGGCAGGGGCCGCCACAACCACCUCUCCUUCCUCCGCACCCCCGCAGCCCGGGGUGGGCCACAGCAAGUCCCCUGGUGAGGCUGGAGCCACCCCGAAACGUGAGGCCGUCCCCACGGCCAAGAGAAGCUUCUCCAGCCAGAGACCUGUGGACAGGCAGAACCGCAGGGGCAACAGUGGUGCUAAAGCGGGCCGAGGGUACGCAGGCGGCAAGGGUGAGCGCCGGGGAGGGUCAGGAACCAAGGCUGCACGCAGAGGUGCUGUAACUCAGAGUACAGAUGCUGCACAGACAGGAUCAGGGCAGAAGGCCAACAAGGAGCCUGCAGCCAACCGCCGUAAAGAGGCCGUGAAGAAACCCAAAGAGAAGGAGAACGCGCUGUCUCAGUUCGACCUCAACAACUACGCUAGCGUAGUGAUCAUCGAUGACCACCCGGAGGUCACGACCCUGGAAGACCCGCAGUCCAACACCAAUGACGAUGGCUUCACGGAGGUCGUGUCCCGCAAACAACAGAAACGGCUGCAGGACGAGGAGAGGAGGAAAAAGGAGGAACAGACCGUGCAGAACUGGAGUAAAAAGGGCUCGGGAGAGAAGGGUCGCAGCGGAGGAGGGUCCAAACUGCCCCCGCGCUUCGCCAAGAAGCAGCAGCAGGCUUCCUCCAUUUCCCAGCAACAGCAGGCCGCUGCCCCACCUCAUCAGGCCCAGGCUGCCCCCUCACAGCAGCCACAGCCUGCCAUCUCCAUGUCCCAACACAGCCUUCCUGCCCAGGCCCAGAGCACCAGCGCCUCCCAACCUCUAGAGGGCGCUGUGGCACCGCUGCCUUCUCAAACCGUCGACUUCCCUACCAAGACCCAGACGCACAGCACUCUGGGUACAGACCUGUGGGAGAAUAAGGUGGCUGGCUCCACCGUGCUCCCGGACGUUAAGAAACUGGGACCCAUCAGCCCCCCUCAGCCACCUGCAGUCAGUGCCUGGAAUAAACCUCUGACCUCUUUCACCGGGGCCGUGACCCCUGAGGCCGUGAAGACUGGCGCGGAUGGUGGUGUGGAACUAAGCAUGGACAGCAUCCAGUUCGGCGCUCCUUCCUCAGCGGGCAGCACAGACAGUGAUGGCGUCCCCGCCCUGCUGGAAAAGCCGUCGGACAAUAAACUGCCUGAACCCAAAGAGCAGAGGCAGAAGCAGCCUCGUGCUGGACCCAUCAAACCACAAAAGCUCCCUGACAUUGCCGCCCCCGAGCCGAAGGAGUACAAGCCAGGUCCCAUUGGCAAGGAGCGCUCGCUCAAAAACCGCAAGGCCAAAGACAGCCGGCAGGCGGAUGGCGAGGGCCUGGAGAAGGGUGCCCCCAAUGGUGCUAGCAGGGACAGAGACUCCAGCUCACCCCCCAAGGACAAAGUUCCCGAGCUAGGGGGGGACAUCGAGGGCAUGAUCACUGUACCGUCCGCCGAAUACUCGAACAGCUCCAAGGAGUCCGUGACGGACUACACCACUCCGUCCUCUUCGCUGGCGGACACUGUGCCCACCAGUGGUAGCAAGAUGGAGGAGAGCCUUGUUGCUAAUGUGGCCCUUCCCCACUCCUUGCCGCUGCCCCGUAGAGAGGCCCUCCAACAGAGCUCCAGCCUCAGCACGGUGUCUCCUGCCACAGUGGACCUCACGCUUAAGAUGGAGUCCGCCCGGAAGGCGUGGGAGAAUUCUCCAAGCCUGGGGGAGAAGAGCUCACCCGUCACCUCUUCUGCCUCUCCCAUCACCAGCGGCGGGGGGGCUGGCAGCGCCUCCUUCAGCUCCUUCUCCAGCGCCUCCAUGUCCCAGAUUCCCGUGGCCUCCGUCACGCCGAGCACCUCACUGUCAGGGUCGGCCACCUACACCACGUCAUCUCUGAGCACGAAGAGCACGUCUGCCUCAGACCCUCCCAACAUCUGCAAGGUGAAGCCCCAGCAGGUGCAGACGUCUACCAUGUCCACCAGCAACUUCUCCCAGCUGGGCUGUGUGCCCUCACUGUUACCGCAGCAGCAACAGCAGACCCCACAGGUCUUUGUGUCCCAGUCUGCAGCAGGUUCUGCAGCACAAAUCCCAGCCUUCUACAUGGACACCAGCCACCUGUUCAGCACACCACACCCCCGCCUGCCCCCUCCCUCCAUAGCCCAGCAGCAGGGCUUCCAGGCUGGCCUCUCUCAGCCCGCGGCAGUGCAGCAGAUUCCCAUCCCCAUCUACGCGCCCCUGCAGGGGCAGCCUCAGCACCAGGCCCAGCUGGGCCUCAGCACGGGCCCUCCCGUCUCCCAGCCGCAGGACCUCUUCAGCUCGUCCAUACAGCCCUACAGGUCGCAGCAGGCCUUCAUGCAGAACAGCCUGUCCCAGCCGUCCCCCAUGAUGCUGUCGGGGACGGCCCUGCACAGCUACCCUGGUGUCCAGCCUCCAGAGCUGGCUAAGCCUCAGUCCAGCCUGGCCUUCCAACAGACUUCCAACGCCCAGCACAUCCCCAUCCUGUUUGAGCCACAGCUGAACCAGCCAUCCGGGAUGGGUGGCUCCCAGCUCAUAGACACACACAUCCUACAGAGACAAGGGAUGAGUCAGCAUUCUAACCUGUACUCUGGCCAAGUGCAGCAGCAUACGCAGAACAGCUACUACAGCUCGACCCAGAGCCCCAGCUCUGCACUGCAACAGGUGACGGUGCCCAUGCCUGGGUCACAGCUGUCGCUGCCCAGCUUCGGUUCAGGUGGAGGCCAGCCCCUGCUUGCUAUGCCCCAGUCUCUGCCCCCCACUCCUCCGCAGACGCAGCCCCCCAACCUGAACCGCCAGCCGCCCAGCAGCCAACCCUACCGCGGCCUCAUCGGCCAGAACACACACAGCAUGAUGCAGCCGCCCAACAAGAUGUGUGAGAUGGAUCUGAAGCUGUUUGGUACUGGAAUGGACGUGAAACCUGGAACUCCUCCCAUCAGUGCAAGAAGCACCACCCCGACCUCAAGUCCUUACAGGGCGAGUUCCACGAGCCCCAGCAGCCAGUCCAGUAAGAUGAACAGCAUGCUGUAUCCCAAACAGUUCCAGUCCGCCUCCCAAAGCAUGCGUGUCCCACAGCACUUCCCCGGACAGUUCAACCCCCAGAUGUUGUCCCAGCCCAACAUGGUGUCUCCACUGGUCCGCCCUCCUCAUGCGAACUCCUUUCCCGGGCCAGUGCAGCGCAGCCCCAUGGGCUCCUCCAUGUCCCCCAACCUGAGCGGGGCCCUGAUGUCUCACCCCCGGCCCCAGCACCCGCCCCGCACCGCCCCUGGUGCCCCUCUGCCACCCCGCGGAACACAGGCCGCGCUCAAGGCUGAACAGGACCUCAAGGCCAAGCAGAGAGCCGAGGUUCUGCAGUCCACCCACAAGUUCUUCUCUGAGCAGCAGCAGCAGCAGCAGCAGCUGAAGGCCCCCGUCACCAAGGCCACCCGAAUGGAGGGGGCAGGCAAGGCUGUCGACAGCGUCGCCCCCAACCACCAGGGGGCGCCACUUGACCGCGCUGAACCCGACAAGCCCGCACCGCUCACUGCGGCCAAGCCCAUCCGCACCGGUCCAAUCAAACCCCAGGCCAUCAAACCCGAGGAGGGCAAGUAGCCAUGCCCGGCAGGGCGGUCAGACAGAAGGCUGAACAAACGGAGGGAUGGAUCGUUGGAGGGACUUGACAGAAGGGACGUCUCAAGUGCACUGGGGGGUGCCACAGAGUGAAUGGCUUUAUGCUGAUUAGGAUGCUCUACAUGUGUGAUUGCUCACCUUUAGCCUGCCCUCCUCUAGCUCCACCCCUUCCAGAAUUUCUCCAUCCUCCCCCUGUUCAAUCUGUGGCGGAGGCUUGAUUGUUAGCAGGUUGGCAUCUAGUGUGUUUGUGUGUAGGGUAUCUUUUUUUUUUUUUUUUUUUUUUUGGUUUUGUUUUGUUUUUUAUACACCCUCCCCCUUACACAAAGAUGGAAGUCGGAGCAUCAGACACUGUAUAUCCAUCAUGUUCAGUGAAGGUGGAGUGCGACUGAAUUUGCUGCUCAUGAGUGCUUCAUUUUUAUAAUUAUGAUGGCUCGCGCGCUCUCUCUCAAGUAGAAUCAUAUGUUAAGGGAAUUUCCUUUUGUUUAUUGAAGAGUUUUAUUUUUCUGUCUUGUUUUUGUAGUAAAAAAAAUUCUUUCUUUUUCUUUUUUUUUUUCUUGUGGUCAGAAUCUUUAUUUUUGCCGUCUGGUCCCUCUGGGUUUUUUUUUUCUUUCUUUCAAGCCUCACUCUACCAGAAGAAUAGACUGGAAGGUGGAGAGAAAUGUGUGAACCAGCAUCACUGACGUAUGCACACACCUACCUGUGCAUGUGCACUGCUCAUCCUCUCCCUCUCGCUGUAGUGAACCCACGUGUAGCUGAAAAAUGUCGGAGCACAUCACGGAACACUUCUUGUCCUCGUGUGUUUGGUUUUCGAGAGAAAUGGGUGCUGUUCAGAGCCACAGAGUUGAUUUACUGAUAGAUUUGAUUGGACGAGUCGUUUGCUGUCUCCUCCACUGUGAGCCUUCUUACCUGCCUUUUGCUGUGUACGCUUUUGGUUAGUAGAAUUGAAGUGCGAGCUGUAUCUCACCUUGAAUCUUUAGCCAAAGGUUAGUGUUGUACGAGAGCCCCUUCAUCCUACAACUAAACAAAAAAACACUUAUGGGAGAGAAAAAACCCUCCCACCCCCACCCCCCCAUCAAAAACGGUUACUAGGUUACUGUGAAGCAGUUUUAUGAUUUGAAGUCCCAUCAGCUCAAGCCCCUCCCUUUCUUUGACUGAAUGGACAAUUUUCACUCUUCUCUCCCAACCAGCCUCUCGAGUCUUUCAUUCUCCUCCCUACAGCUCGCCCAACCAUGCUGCUUACCACGCCUUAGGGCGGGUCCCUGACCUCCGACAGCCAAUCACAGCAGAGUGGGGUCAGGGAACGUCUGGGUUGGGUGGAGCAGCAGUGUUUUGAUUUUAAUACUUAAGAAUAUAGCCGCAAGAUUAAAGACACAAAUUCCUAAUGUCAGCCUCUAGAAACGAGUGUAAAGGGGCCGGAAGAAAUGAGGAAAAUUUCAUUGAACUGUAGUUCAGGAGCAUAAAGGACUUAAUUUCUGUUGUGAUGACCACAGG